Molecule: messenger RNA, 1950 nt
Organism: Cyphellophora europaea CBS 101466
Lineage: Eukaryota; Fungi; Ascomycota; Eurotiomycetes; Chaetothyriales; Cyphellophoraceae
Exons: 1
Coding region: 1-1950 (649 amino acids)
Source: RefSeq, a predicted model, not a curated record
AUGGUUGCUCCCUAUCGAGACGACGAGGAGUCCUUUCCUCGACACAUACCCCCUUUGACCGACGAUGAAUCUGACUCCGAGGGUCCCGACGGCACAUUGCAUAUUCGGACGGCCUCCGAGUCCUCGGCGCAGAACGAAACAACAUUACCCGUUCCAGUCUGGCUGCGGGAGUCCGCGAGCAGCUUCAAAUUCAAAUGGGUCCCUGUUUCUGUGAGGAAAGCUGCCAGAUCUGUCGCAACCUGGGUCGAGGGGCCCAAGCCUCCGCGUGAGCUCAAGAUCACUCCAUACUUCGCAAAAAUUCAGCAAGCACCUGUCCAGCUGCUCCAUCGCUAUGUUCCCAGUAAGCGAGGACGCAUCGCCUUGCUCAUAGCGUUGUAUGCGGCUUGGUUCCUGACUUGGUCUCUGAUGCUUAAACAUCAUGCCACCUCGGGCUUUAUCAAGGGCUACGGCCGCCCUCGGAACACCUGGUGUGGUGCAAGCUUCUGGAACGAGGGCAACAACUGCGGCCUAAAUGGGAACAAUUGUCGACCUUUUUCGUCAUCACAUAUGGCAUUCCGCUGUCCGGCAAACUGUGACCAGACACACCUACUCGACUACAGAUGGGUAGGGAACGAGUCAUACAUCUACAGCCCCUACGUUAUUGGAGGGCCGAACCCCGGAGACGCAGACUCGAUGCCCGUCUAUCGGGGGGACAGCUUCAUCUGUCAAGCAGCGAUUCACGCUGGUGUUAUCCCAAGAGAAACAGGUGGUUGUGGUGUCGCCUCACUCAUUGGCACUCACAAUAGUUUCGAGAGCUCCAAAGCCCACGGCAUCAGCAGUAUCUCAUUUCCCGCAAGCUUCCCUCGCUCUUACACCUUUCAAAGCCUGGCCACGUCCAACAAACAGUGCCCUUCUGACUCUCGAUGGCCUCUCUUCGUUGUCACAUGCGUUGCGCUAGUCAUCAUAGGGCUCUUCACGACCUCCCCGGGCGUUUUCUUCUUCUCGCUCUACUUCAUGACGAUGAUGCAUGUCGGCCUCGUCUCGGAUCCACCGAACAAGCCAAACUUCUAUGAGCUGCUCAGCACUCUGUUCGGGAAGCUGUUACCUGGAGGAUUCAUUGCCUACGUCAUUUACAUCACGUCCGCUGUUCCACUGCUGCAGGGGUUGACGGCCCAAGUCGAAAAGACGGUCCUGUACCUGGGGUUUCUUUUCAUUGGUGCCCUGAACAACUACACGUUUGCGCCUAUCAUUCCCCUUGAGCGCCUGACGCCAGAAGAUCUACGUCAGCCGGGAGCUGGCUUCGCGCUGGCGAUCAUUGUUGCUCUGAUUGUGUCAAUCGCCAUUGGCCAAAUUCACUACAUUCGUGUUUCGGGUUACCUUCCGAAGUACCUCGCGCUAUACGCGACCAUGGGUGCCAGCCUCCUCAUCCUGCUUGCCUUACCCGGUGAGAAUUUACGUCUCCACCACUGGCUAUAUUCACUCAUCUUGUUGCCUGGUACCGGGUUCCAAACGCGCCCAGGGCUGAUCUACCAGGGCCUACUGAUGGGUCUCCACAUCAAUGGUAUCGCACGCUGGGGCUUUGGGUCGAUUAUCGAGACUCCUGCCUCCUUGGGAACCGGCAAUGAAGGCCAUGAUAAGGACUGGUGGGGCUCACAUGGGCCCGUGGUCAACGCUACUGUGCCACCGGAUGCCUCCAAUCUCACACUCACAUGGGGCGUCAUCCCGCGCGAAAUAGGCAUCGACGGCGUCAGUAUUCUCAUCAACGACGUCGAGCGCUGGCGCGGAUAUGUCGAUGAGAUGUGGAACCAGGAGCAGGUCACAUUGGAGCGAGGCAAACACGACCUCGAGGAACCUUGGUUUGUGCGUCUGGCUUGGAUGAACGGCGGGAGUACAGGCAGAUACAGCAAGCCGGCUGUUUGGGAGACUAACGGUACCUGGAUACCUCCACCUGAAAGUCACAAGGUGACAUGA